Messenger RNA from Aspergillus costaricaensis CBS 115574, 426 nucleotides. RefSeq lists its product as uncharacterized. NCBI's taxonomy places the organism in Eukaryota, Fungi, Ascomycota, Eurotiomycetes, Eurotiales, Aspergillaceae. The transcript has 5 exons. The coding region runs from base 1 to 426 and encodes 141 amino acids. The record is from RefSeq and is a predicted model, not a curated record.
AUGGCAGAUGGCAGACUGCGCAUUGAGCGACCAAUCUGUUCUUACAUGGUGACGGCUGCGAAUCCAACCACGGUAGAUCAUCGUGCCAAGGCAGCUCAACUGACCAGGAUAGUUCAAACUAACCGGGGAAGGUUUCUGGUUCCGAAAUGGAAGACCAGCAGCCAAAGUUACACAACACACAAAGAUUGCGACCAUCUGGCUGCGGGAGUCUCCACUCCGACGGGUAUCACAGCCGCUUACCUCAACGAAGGGGGACAGCCGAAGCUCCUCCCAGCAAAUGAGUUCCGGGCGCCGGUUGCGGCCAAUGACCGAGUCGCCCUCGCGAGCGUCGCAUUGCAAAUUAAUUUCUAUGACGAUGAUCCAGCAACUCUGCAGCAGUUGGACUCUGCACCAUCCCAGACACUGGAGUCAUCCGCGGCUGUUUAG